AUGGCGAGGGAUGUACAAGCUGUGAAGGCCGCUGUUAAAGCCAAGCUUGUGGCCACCGGUCAAAAGAACAAAGUUGCUGCCGAUGUCCAUCGUCGGGUGAAGGUCUUCGCUGAAGGAGACUCUGUUAUGGUGUUCCUCCGGAAGGAGAGGUUUCCCGUGGGCACCUAUUCUAAGUUGCAGCCCUGCAAGUACGGUCCUUUCACCGUGGUCAAGCGGAUUAAUGAUAAUGCUUACGUUAUCGACUUACCGGCUUCUAUGAAUAUUUCCAACACCUUUAACGUGGCCGAUAUCUAUGAGUUUCAUGAAGAUUCUAUCAUUUAUCCUGAUACGAACUCGGGGUCGAGUUCUUUACAGGUGGGGGAGACUAAUGUAGCGGCGCUGGAGAACAAACUAAAGGAAGUUGUCCGAGUCGAGGAGGAGCAGGUGCUGGCGGGAGCUGACGGGAGCUGA
Molecule: messenger RNA, 450 nt
Organism: Linum trigynum
Lineage: Eukaryota; Viridiplantae; Streptophyta; Magnoliopsida; Malpighiales; Linaceae
Source: the annotation of a GenBank genome assembly